Messenger RNA from Ipomoea nil (Japanese morning glory), 2368 nucleotides. RefSeq lists its product as uncharacterized. The transcript is spliced from 3 exons. The record is from RefSeq and is a predicted model, not a curated record. The coding region runs from base 108 to 2222 and encodes 704 amino acids. Lineage: Eukaryota; Viridiplantae; Streptophyta; Magnoliopsida; Solanales; Convolvulaceae.
UCUCUAUGUACAUGCGAGACUGAGGAGAGUGGAGCUGGGUGGCCACCGGUUUGAUUCAGCGUUAAAAACUAAGAAAUCGACUGCGACUGCAUUCCGGCCGGGAGGAAAUGGCCGCCGGCGACGAAGCAGAUGCUCCGGCAAGCAAACGCCUCAAAACACUAGAGCCGCCGCCGCUGCUUCAAUCUUCGUCGUCCGAUAAGGGGAAGUCCAAAGUGGAAAUCUCGGAGUCGGAGGGCGAGGAAUCGGAAAUCUGCUGCGGGAUUUGCCUGUCGGAAGCCGGGCAGGGCUCCGCCAUAAUUCAAGGAUGCAUCGACAGCUGCGAGCAUUUCUUCUGCUUCUUGUGCAUCAUGGAGUGGUCCAAGGUUGAGUCCAGAUGCCCCAUAUGCAAGGCCCGAUUCUCCGCCAUCCGCCGCCCUCCCAAACCCCCCGUCUUCCCUUCCGAGCGCGUUGUUCGCGUCCCUCUUCGCGAUCAGGUUUACAAUUAUUUUGGAAAUUUGACAACUGGGUCAUUUGAUCCAUAUUCAGAAGUUCAAUGCAAUGUGUGCCAUAGCUCUGCUGAUGAUUGUCUUCUUCUACUGUGUGACCUUUGUGAUUCUGCUUCUCAUACUUACUGUGUUGGUCUUGGUGCCACUGUCCCUGAGGGUGACUGGUUUUGCUCAGACUGCAGUCUUCUGAGGACUGAACAUGCCAAAACUGACACAAGUGCUGAUUGUGAUAAUCAACUUAAAUCUGCUGCAUGCCAUGGCCAGAUAUCUUCAACAGGGGAAGUUGUGUCUAUUUAUGAGAUUGUUCGAGAACCACAAACCAGCUAUGUUGAGGGUUUAUCCUUAGUUAAUUCUGAUACAAGUAGUGUAUCACCUCAAGUUGUUACUAGCAAAAGAGAAACUUUGUCAAAUGAUGUGGAUGAGUUGGCUUCUUCAAGAACUAAGUUGUCUGCUAAAACACUGUGGCACUGCCGCGGUGUAAAUGAUCGUAUACGCACGUUACGCGAAAAUUGGGAUGGGUUACAGAGUGGAUCCCUGUAUUUCCCUUCUAGCAAAAAGCAUGACAGUGGUAUUGCCAAACAAAAACCGGAAACUGGUUGUGAUAAAGGUUCAUAUGAGAUAAACAAGGCCUGGAAGAUGUGGGAUAUUGCCAAGUCAGUGGUGCGCAAUCAUGAUAGUUCCAAAACACUAACUCAGGCCUCAAAACAAGCUUCAAAGAAAAUGAAUACCUGUGCAGAAGCUUGUGGUGGGCAUUUGAACUCUCGCUUGUCACAUAGGCAACAACCUGGUUUCAAUUGUAUUGGACAGGAAGUUCCUCACCGGUAUCAUCCUCUUAAUAAAAACUACCAUAUGAAUAGAUCUCAGACGUCUGGACAGCGACAAAAGCAAGAAAACGUUACUUUAAAUCGGUCUCCAAAUGUUAAAAAAGGCUUUUUAGAGAAAAUGAAUACCGACACAGAAGCUGGUGGAGGGCAUUCAAACUCUCUCUCAUUGCACAGGCAACAUCUUGGUAACAGUGGACCAGGAAGUCAUCUUCAGUAUCAUCCUCUUGAUAAAAACUACCAAAUGAAUAGAUCUCAGAUGUCUGGACAGCAACAAAAGCAAGAUACCGUUUCUUUGAAGGUGCCACCAAAUGUUCGGGAAUGUUUUUCAACUACUCACUUGGCAUUACAUUCCAAAAUGACAUCUUCUAAGGAAGAUCAUGCUUCGUUUCAACCAACUGCUUGUGAUAAAAGUGGACACAUGAAGAAGAAAGACCUACGUAGCAUAUUGCCUGGCUCGGAUUCUUCUAUGAGGUCAGCACAAACUGUUUCAAGUAUUAGUCAUGCUGAAGAGGAACUUGGUCUCUCUUCCUCAAGAAACAAGGCGAAACAUCUGAAGGAUAAAGUUGGGGCAGAAAAAUUUGACGAGAGCAGAAAAGCUAAAGAUGAAUAUGAAGCCAAGACUGAGAUUCAAUCUCUAGUCAAGCUCAAUUUGAAACUCCUAUCCAAGGAUAAAAAGCUAGAAGCCGAGAAAUUUAAAGAAAUUGCAAGGCUCUCCACUCAUUCGAUCUUAGCUGCUUGUGGUUUGGAGCAACGACGCCCUGGGAUUCCUGCAUUUCCAAACUCCAUAUGCUUCCAUGUGAAUGAAGUUUCUGAAAUUCGGAGAUCCACUUUAAUGCCCAACUCUUGUAGAGAGUGUUUCUUCUUAUUUGUAAAAGAUGUUGUCAGCAGUAUAAUGUUGGAGAGAAGGGGGUGAACCAUUUACUUUAGAAUAUGUAUAGUUUUGGUUGAGGGGUGAUUGUUGGCCUCUCAAGUGGAUGCACAUUGUAUAUUUUUGUACCUUGAAUCUUUUGUCAUUGUCUAGUAGAUAAUAAUAAUGUAAUAACAUUAACUCUUUAAAUC